AUGGACAUGCGCACCACAGCUGUUCCUCCGCCCAGCAAUCUGACGAUAACGUGCCACAACACCACGGUCAUUGCGCACUGGGAUUUCUUCGGGAACGAACCAGACGGCUUCCUGGUCAGCAUGGAAAAGGAGUGGGAAAUCCCGGCGCAGCGCCGCUAUGCGAACCUCAGCGACACAGUGUGGAAGUCGCUAGAUAGCGCUUUGGCUGUGCACGAACUCACCGUGGUGGCCAAGGCAUCCAGCGGGAGGCGGUCGAAAAAUACCUCCGUCGCCUUCACGUACAGCGACGAAAGGAUGGCUACCAUCAAAUGCAAGUUGGACUUUCCUCCCGUGGACGUAAAGGCGAUCGAGGAGGGCGUCGCGGUCAGCUUCCGCAAUCCGCUUCACUACUACACGCGACUGUGGCGCGCCCCCUGGCGCCAGGACAUCUCCUUACACUUCAUCGUCAAGUCUGAUACGGCGCGUAAGGAUACUUCCUGCCGUAACGAGGACAGCACUUGCAAGGUGGACGUCACGUUGACCCCAGGGUCUGCCAAGUGCGUCACAGUGGAGGGAAGCAUGGAGUCUCUGAUGGGUCGUCCCGUGGUCUUCAGUGCGUCGCCACGGAUCUGUGCCGAAGCCACAAGCAAUCUCAACCUGAUGCCGCUGAUUGUCGUGGUCCUCCUCCUCUUGCUGGUUAUUUUGGUAGUGGCCCUCUACAAGGUCAGGUUGUACAUCAAGAAAGCUGAAAAGCCCCAGUUGCCCAAGUGCCUUCAUCCAAAUUACGGUGUCAACAGCCUUAUCAGUCGCAGUUACCGGACAGACAUUCGCCACGUGGCGGACGCUGACAACAGGAGAGUCCCGCUCAUCUCCACAGGAGAUGAAAAAUCCUCUGGCGUUUCAACAGAGAUAGAAAGCCUUCAGUUCUCACUAGAUGAUCAGGAAGAGGAAGUACAAAUUUUGAAAGUUGAAAUACACGGUGAAGAUGAAGAAGUACCAAUUCCGGAGGUGGAAGAGGAAGUACAGGAGGAAGAUGAGAAAGAGGAGGAACCCCCUGUCUCCAAUUAUGACUCUCGGCAUGUGCACAUGACAGUAAAUAUGGGUGAUGAACUGGCUUUGGGUUACGCCGAAGGGUAA
Messenger RNA from Nerophis lumbriciformis (worm pipefish), 1116 nucleotides. NCBI's taxonomy places the organism in Eukaryota, Metazoa, Chordata, Actinopteri, Syngnathiformes, Syngnathidae. The record is from RefSeq and is a predicted model, not a curated record.